Lolium perenne is the source of this 777-nucleotide messenger RNA. NCBI's taxonomy places the organism in Eukaryota, Viridiplantae, Streptophyta, Magnoliopsida, Poales, Poaceae. The record is from RefSeq and is a predicted model, not a curated record.
CUGAGCAGGUAACCGAUCACUCUUUUGCAAUCCUAGUUUUCAUUGAUUCUACUGGCAUGUUCUAAAUUCUGAGAUGUUUGUAUGCUGCAGGUGGAAUGGGAGCCAUAUGGUAGCUACUACCGUAUUGGCGCGUCGAUGACUGACCUCAACCACAAGUGCACGAAGGAGGCGCGGUUCUGGCGUAUGCGCUGCCCACUCAUAUGCAUGUGGCUUGUUGAACACCACCAGCCGCAAAGAGUGAUGAGACAGUUUGGGCUGUAUCAGGAGUGCCCACCAGUGUGGCAAGACACGGACAAGGCGCUUCAUAGGCUUGAUAGGCAGCGGCAGAGGAAGAUCACAAAUUGGCCAGUCCAUCAUAGCGGCCACAUCGCAGCGUUCCAACAGUGUUUGGCAGCGGCACGGAAUGCUGGCCCUGAGCAGAUUGUGCCUCACAACUUCGCCGCUUUCAACAACUACCUCGAGUGGUUCCAUGAGAACACGCGUAUCGAGUUAGUUAAGCACGCGUAUCCUGAGGAGAUCUUGGACGACCCCAUCCAGUUCGAUGAGGUUGGGCAAAGCCAGCACGACAGAUUUGCUCGCAGAGGGAGAUCGACUUCUAUUGCUUCCGAGCUGAACUUCGUGCGGAAGGAGAUCGAAAAAACAGCUGAGGAGUGCGAGGUUAUGUGGGAGCAGAGCGGGAGAGAUGACAAGCCUGUCCGACCGUUGCGGUAUUUCAUUAAGGUAUGAUCACCAACUUUGAAUGUACGAUACUAUGAUGUGGUGGAUUUGUAACCAUGA